Lacerta agilis (Sand lizard) is the source of this 2095-nucleotide messenger RNA. It is a transcript of the gene PRR5L, whose product is annotated as proline rich 5 like. NCBI's taxonomy places the organism in Eukaryota, Metazoa, Chordata, Lepidosauria, Squamata, Lacertidae. The transcript is spliced from 9 exons. Gene Ontology annotation, cellular component: TORC2 complex. Gene Ontology annotation, biological process: TORC2 signaling. Bases 483 to 1583 code for a protein of 366 amino acids. The record is from RefSeq and is a predicted model, not a curated record.
UUAAGAAAUCCUGUUGUUGUUUUUCCAACAAUGACACUUUGGUCUGCAACCUUUCCUGGUCCUUGUCGUUUCUAACCUGAGCCUUUUCACAUUCUUAUUGUUGGUUGUUUGACUGUGUCUCGUCCAGGUCACAGAAUGCAGAGUUUAUCUUGGCUGGCUGUUCCAGCAUUCUUCUUGUCUUGAAGUCCAGCCAGUCUUAACCUUCUUCUCUUCUUGGCUGCCAGCUGGCACUUUGCCUAUAGUGACAAGUGAGGGGAGGAGCCGUGGACAGGGGGUGUCCUACUUUUGCCCCGUCUUGCUUGCAGUUCUUGUGUGCCACCACAGUUCUUGUUCUGAUUCCUUGAGAGGCAGAAGUUUUGCUCUUUGGCAGGACCUAAAGGUUGAAUUUUGCUUUUGAAAGGUGGGGGGAAAGGCACUAUCUCUGGCAUUUUCUAUUGCCCCCCCCCCACAAGCCGCUUCCUGGAUCCUUUCCACCUGAACUUAUGACCAAGGAUUCCACCAUAGCCCCAGCUCUUGCUUUCCAGUUCCAGAAGAUGGGCUCAUUCCGGAGGCCUCGGCCACGUUUCAUGAGCUCCCCAGUACUGACUGAUUUGCCACGGUUCCUGGCAGCUCGGCAAUCUCUGCAGCUUAGCUCCAACUCUGCCUGGAACAGUGUUCAAACAGCCGUGAUCAAUGUGUUCAAAGGGGGAGGCUUGCAAAACAAUGAACUCUACAUCCUCAAUGAAAAUGUAAGGCGAUUGUUGAAGAGUGAACUUGGAUCCUUCAUCACAGACUAUUUCCAGAACCAGCUCCUUUCGAAGGGCUUGCUGUUCAUGGAGGAGAAGGUUAAACUUUCUGAAGAAGAGAAUCGCAUUGACAUAUUAUCUGAAAUCUGGGAUCACUUCUUCACAGAGACUCUUCCCACACUCCAGGCUAUAUUUUACCCUGUUCAGGGCCAAGAAUUGACUAUUCGCCAGAUUGCGUUACUCGGCUUCCGAGAUUUGGUCUUACUGAGAGUGAAUUUGGAUGAGAUUCUUCCUCGGGUCCAAGCCAAGCUUCCACCUUCCAUUGUCCAGAUGCUGCUGAUUCUACAGGGAGUACAUGAACCUACAGGUCCCAGUAAGGCCUUCAUGCAGUUGGAGGAGCUUGUUAAACUGGUGGUCUCCCCAUACCUCGGUUUGUGCGAAGAACACUGCUUCCCAGGUGGUACUUGUGCUCUGGAGAGAAGGUAUCAUAGACCUCGUGCCAAACCCAAUGGGCUGAGCUUCUCUUCUCACGCUGUGGCAGACCGACAAGUCAGCGAGACUGCCUUGACGCCUCUGACUGAGCAGGAGGGUGAGGCAUAUCUGGAGAAGUGUGGGAACAUCCGCCGCCACACCGUUGCCAACGCUCACUCUGAUAUCCAGCUGUUGGCCAUGGCUUCCAUUAUGCACUCUGGGAUGGUGGUGGAGGAACCAGACAGUGGCGACACAUGCCUCCUCCUGCAGCCCAGCUUAAACCACAGGCAAUGUUCCAGUGAGCCCAUGAUAGUAGAUGGACCGGAAGGGCUGGGGAAAGCAUCCAUGCAGGAACCCACAGAACUGAACUUCACAUCUGUCUGCUGAAAUGCUGUGUGGAGGGAUGAAGGAUCAAGUGUGUUAGGCAAACCAUUGUUUUGUCAUUUGCUGAGAACAGUGGAGGAGCCAAACUCCAGAAAUGAGAUCAACAUGCCAUGUCCUAACUUAAUAUUGGAAGACUUUUUGGAAAUAAUAGUUUCCAGGCCAGGUUCUAAUUUUAUGUGGCUUAUAUAUACUGUUUUCAAGGUACAAAGCUGCUACGUUGAAGCAUUCCAAUGUCACCUUCCCUUUCCUUUUCUCUGGAUUUUUCAGACCUUUUCUCCUCCUGAGUUGCUUUUUCACUCUUUUGUCACAUCUUAUGUGUGGCGUCCUAUGAAAUCAGGGGAGAAUGAUCAAUACUAUUAGGCACACACUUUCCCCUAGCGACAGUUUGUGGCACAUACAGGAAGCCAGCUAUGAAGCAUGCUGGUUUUGCAGAACGCAGAUGAUCAGUACUGAAGUACUGUGCAAGUCUGAACCAUCAGGAUGGGUGAAACUACACCCAGUUUCCAGAGAUAGAA